Messenger RNA from Arachis duranensis, 576 nucleotides. RefSeq lists its product as uncharacterized. The record is from RefSeq and is a predicted model, not a curated record. The transcript is spliced from 2 exons. Lineage: Eukaryota; Viridiplantae; Streptophyta; Magnoliopsida; Fabales; Fabaceae. Bases 1 to 576 code for a protein of 191 amino acids.
AUGAGUGGCUAUCGUGGGGUUGCAACCAUAGUACUUGAGGUUGUAGCAUCUUCAGACCUUAGGAUAUGGCAUACAUUCUUUGGAGUUUUUGGUUCAAAUAACGAUAUCAACGUGUUAGAUCAUGGUAUUUAUCCUGAAUGGGUCACAUUUGUCAAAUCAAUCUCAAAGCCACAAGGGAAAAAACGCAAGUUAUUUGCACAAUACCAAGAAGGGCAAAGAAAAGAUGUGGAACGAGCAUUCGGAGUAUUGCAAGCACACUUUGCAAUUAUACGUGGUCCAGCUCAUUUUUGGAAAAAGAAGAAGCUUGCCAACAUAAUGAGAGCUUAUAUUAUAUUGCAUAAUAUGAUUGUUGAGGAUGAAAGAGACACUUAUGCAGGAAAUUUUGCUCAAGGCUUAGAGUAUGAUGAUGUCGAAAAUGGCUUAUCACAACAUCAGUUGGGAGAAGAAGAUUUUGCACCAUACCAUCAAUUUCUCCAAAGAAAUGCCCAACUUCAAAAUAGGCAGCAGCAUAGACAAUUGAAAGAGGACUUGAUUGAACACAUAUGGCAAUUUCACAAUGCUUGUCGUCAACUAUAG